Molecule: messenger RNA, 1315 nt
Organism: Spinacia oleracea (spinach)
Lineage: Eukaryota; Viridiplantae; Streptophyta; Magnoliopsida; Caryophyllales; Amaranthaceae
Exons: 9
Coding region: 40-1101 (353 amino acids)
Source: RefSeq, a predicted model, not a curated record
AACAAGUCAAUUGGAAAAACAUAAUAAAAAAAGAAAGAAAUGGGUAAAACAGAAAAAGUAAGCGCAGAAAAAGAGGAAGAGGAAAUGGGAACAUCAUCAAAUAACGAGUUCGAUCUUCCCGAGGAAGUGUUACAGGCACUACCUUCUGAUCCUUUUGCACAGCUUGACGUGGCUCGAAAGAUUACCUCCAUUGCUCUUUCGACACGUGUUUCUGCUCUCGAAUCGGAAGCGUCUGCUCUCCGGUCUGAGCUCAGUGACAAGGAUGAUUUCAUUUCCGACCUACAAUCUCAGAUUGAAUCUCUUGAUGCGUCCCUCUCUGAAACUACCCACCGUCUUUCUCGCGCCGACCAGGAAAAGGAGAGCUUGGUGAAAGAGAAUACUUCGUUGUCCAAUACUGUUGCUAAGCUUCGUAGAGAUGUGUCCAAGUUGGAGGUCUUCAGAAAGACACUCAUGCAGUCACUUCAAGAAGAUGAUGGAAAUACUGCAGGAUUGCUACAGAAAGCUACCAAGGAAACUUCUACCCCAACUAUUAUGUCUGCUCAGUCACAAAGUGGAGAUGGUGAUGUAACUCCAAUACCAUCGGCAUAUGUUUCUUCUACAGAGACUGAGAGUUUAGAACAUGGAAACUCAUCAUUGGAGGAUCGCGAAGCAGAAGUUUCGAGGCCUCGGAUAUCACCAGGUCUCUUGUUAGCAUCACAAACUAAUACUCCUCGCCUCACUCCUCCUGGUUCCCCUCCUACUUUGUCUGCAUCUGUGUCACCAUCCAAAACAUCUAAGCCAGCAUCACCAAGGCGACAUUCUGUUUCAUUUUCAACAACCAGAGGCAUGCUUGAUUCUUUGCCUUCAAGCACCCACAGUUCCUUUUCAGCUUCGGAUUCGGGAAGCGGGAGAACUCAAGUUGAUGGGAAAGAAUUCUUCCGCCAAGUCAGGAGUCGUCUCUCUUAUGAACAGUUUGGUGCAUUUUUAGCAAACGUGAAGGAGCUGAACUCACACAAACAAACAAAAGAAGAAACACUUAGGAAAGCUGAUGAGAUUUUUGGUCCCGACAAUACGGAUCUCUAUACAAUUUUCGAAGGGCUGCUGACGCGUAAUGCCCAUUAAAAAACGCUCUACUCAUUCUGUUUUUAUUCUAUUUUUAUUUAUUUUGGGUGCUACUAAAAGCAUCCUUUCACCAAGAAAUAAGCCAAAUAUUCAUCUAUUCAAAGCAUUUUACUUGAUAUGAUUUUGAGAAGUUGUACCCAUUUCCUUUUCCGUUUGUAUAAUUACAUUUACCACUUCCUUUGUGAAUGAAUGUAACUAAAGCUUAUUUUAGUUA